AUGGAAGAACUUUAUCCAAAUUUAGUAAAAGUUUUUGAAAUUGGACGGACAUAUGAAGGUCGAAUCAUAAAAGUUUUAAGAAUUUCAGAUGAUCCGCAAACUUUUGAUAAAAUUUGGAUUGAUGGAGGAAUACAUGGUAGAGAAUGGAUGACACCAUCUGCAAUUACAUACAUUAUUUAUACGAUGCUAUUAAAUUGGGAUGUUAUGCCGUAUCAUGUUAAAACCAUGACCUGGUUUUUUUUACCAGUUUUAAAUCCGGACGGAUAUGAUUAUUCAUGGAAAACUGAUAGACUUUGGUAUAGAAAUCGAAGAAAAAAUUUAUUAUACGCAAAAGAUGCGGAACUUUGUAGAGGUAAAAUGUUUGAACUUUAUAAUACAACAUAUAGUGUACAACAGGCAAAUUUACCAUUUCCAGUGAGCGGAACACCAAUAGAUUGGGCGAAAAUUUUAUUAAGUCCCUUAUACACCUAUCAAGUUGAAUUACGAAGUCGUAAAAAUCAAGGUUUUCUAAUGGCUAAACAUGAAAUUUUACCGGUUGUAAAAGAAGCUCUGGAUAUUGUAAUUACAUUUUCAGAAUUAAUAUAUGAAAAUGAUGAUGAAAGAAUUUUAUUCUUUAAGUGGAUACAAUGGGUUACAUUACAUACAGGUUACAUUUUAUUGGCAAGCGUUGGAGUCGAAGGUAAUGAAAUCGCUGACAUCUUAGCGUAG
Molecule: messenger RNA, 708 nt
Organism: Condylostylus longicornis
Lineage: Eukaryota; Metazoa; Arthropoda; Insecta; Diptera; Dolichopodidae
Exons: 5
Coding region: 1-708 (235 amino acids)
Biological process (GO): proteolysis
Molecular function (GO): metallocarboxypeptidase activity; zinc ion binding
Source: RefSeq, a predicted model, not a curated record